AUGAAAUCUUCAAUUAGUUACGUUAUAUUAGCACUCUACCUUUAUAUGGGAAGCUUCACAACAGUUCAAGAAGCAUCUGCAGGACUUCCAAUUGAUCCAUCGCCUGUAUUAUCACUAAUUUGUGGCGGUCAACAUGAAAUAUUUUUAGGACCAGGUACAGCACCGAAUUGCGAUCAGCAUUGUGCAACAUUAUGCGAACCAUGCGACGUUGUCUAUAUACAACCACCUUCCGGCUGUUACUGUGCACCUGGUUUUUCACUCUACCUUUGUAUGGGAAGCUUCACAACAGUACAACAAACCACUACAUCUUAUCCACGAUAUCCGUAUGAUCCAUUGCCUACUGCGCCAACUUGUUACGGUCAGUACGAAAUAUAUUUAGGACAAGGUGAAGCGCCAAAUUGUGAUCCAAUAUGUGCAACAUUGUGCCAACCAUGCGACAUUGUCUUUAUACAACCACCUUCUGGCUGUUACUGUGCACCUGGUUUUUGUAGGAAUAAUAAUUACGAUUGCAUUCCAAUAUCAGACAAACCAGUUUGUUAUGGUCAAUACGAAGUAUAUUUAGGACAAGGUGAAGCACCGAAUUGUGAUCAGCAUUGUGCAACAUUAUGCCAACCAUGUGGCGUAGUCUACAAACGACCACCUUUCGGCUGUUAUUGUGCACCUGGGUAUUGUAGGAAUGAGAAUUCUGUUUACCAUAUGGCAUUGCAUUCAGAUAAUCAAAAUAUCAUAAAGCAAAUAUGUGGCACUAACGAGGUGUUUAUAAGAGAUUAUGACGGCUUUACAUAUGAUGUUACUUGUUCUAGCCUAUGCGAUCCGAAACCUCUACCACUACCAUCAAUAGACAUUGAUUACGGACGGCCAUCAAUAGGAAUACCACCACCAUGUAGUGGUGGAAGUUGUUAUUGCAAACCUGGUUAUGUUCGAGACGAUAAUUAUGUCAGAGCAAUGAAAUAUUUCUUUAAUUUAAUCGCAUUAUCACUAGUUUUAAUUAUAAACUUCGGAAGUCUAAAAGAAGUCAAUGGAUGCGCUUGCCAAGAGCCAACGUGUGGGCCAAAUGAAGUUUACUUGAAACAAGGUGAAGCACCAAAUUGUGAUACCGUCUGCUCUGAAUUAUGUGAACCAUGUGCAAUUGUUUUUAUACAAGCACCCUUCGGUUGCUAUUGUAAGCCAAGUUUUGCCAGAGAUGAAAAUGAACCAGCUUGUUCCGGUCCCAAUGAAGUGUAUUUAAAACAAGGAGAGGCACCUAAUUGUGAUCCUGCUUGCUCAACAAUAUGUGAACCAUGCACUAUAGUUUUUAUCCAAGCACCUUUUGGUUGCUAUUGUAAACCGGGCUAUGCAAGAGAUUCAAAUAAUAAACAUAUUACAGCAGAAUUUCAGAAAAACAUCACUUUUAUCUUACAAAAUUCAGAAUUACCAAUGGAUAAUGAUCCUUAG
Molecule: messenger RNA, 1434 nt
Organism: Condylostylus longicornis
Lineage: Eukaryota; Metazoa; Arthropoda; Insecta; Diptera; Dolichopodidae
Exons: 11
Coding region: 1-1434 (477 amino acids)
Source: RefSeq, a predicted model, not a curated record